Molecule: messenger RNA, 3453 nt
Organism: Nematocida minor
Lineage: Eukaryota; Fungi; Microsporidia
Exons: 1
Coding region: 1-3453 (1150 amino acids)
Source: RefSeq, a predicted model, not a curated record
AUGAAAAAUCAGAAAAUGAAGAAAAUACUAGGUGCGUCAGGUGCAGUGCUUAUUUUCUUUGUUGCAGCGUGCAGAGGAAGUGGAAAUGCCUUUAAGAGAGAGGCGUGCAGCAGCGUAGAUUUACACGCGAGAGAAAGUAGCGAAGAAAAAGAAAUAUUAGACCUAGGCAACUCAUCUUUCUUUGAUUUGCAGCCUGUGAGCAACAGCAGGCUCUGGAAUGGGCAUGCUCCAGAUAACAGAGGGAACAGUGCAGCCCGAGAAGUCCAGUCUGGGCAGUAUGCAGCAGGGUAUAGCAUGUACGAGAAUGCCUCUAGCAUGCUGCAUAAUAUGCCUGGUACGUCAAGAGGCCAGGAUGCAUACAUGCCCAGCAUUGAAGGCUUAUACUAUUCUUCAGCCAUUCAAACGCCUGUCUUUGUGGGUAGCCUAGGAUACAAUGGGUAUAGCGGGCAAAGUUCUAGCACAGUUGUUAAAACGGAAUAUCCGCAUGCUGAGCCAAAUAUGUUUGCACUAGAGUCUAGCAUUCUUGGCUAUUCCUUCGAUCCAAUGUAUGGCAUGCCUAGUACAUCGAGACAGGAAGACAGAAUGAGUGGUUCAGAUCUUUUUCCUGCUAACUCUUAUGCGUACAACACGACUCAGGAUGAGUACAAGUACUUUGAAGGGCAUGAAAGAACAGGGCAUUCCAGGCAGCAGCCGCAUGUAGUAUAUCCCAGUGUAAGUGUGAGUGUUUUCAAUGGAGCAGAAAAUGCCGUUGAUUUUCAGAGAAGUAGAGACAGAAUGGCCAAUGAAAGAGGAUCAGAUCUUGACAGCAUUGAGGUGGAUAAGAGCAGCUCUAUAUACGAUCUGUCAAAGCCGAUAGAUGCAUUUGUGGAUAUGUACCACCUGCCAGCACUUUCUGUAGAAGAGCCUGGUGCGAGCAGCACUGUUUCUACUCCUGCAGAGCCAACUAUCAGCAAUAGAACAGCUAGAACAGAAAAGAGAAAAGCUGAGCAAAUGAAUAGUGAAGUGCAAGCAUCUGCUCUUCAAAUGGCAUCAGAUGCAAAGAAGAAAAAGAAAGAAAACGCAUUGGAAAACAUGCCUAGUAGAGCAUCUUCUGAUUCACAAGAAGCUAGAGAAAAAGCAGAAAAAGACGAAAAGGAAGCAUUUCAUAUAUACAAAACAAUAGCACUUAAAAACAUGAGAAAAGCAAACAUAAAUAAGAUCAAAACCGAAGUAUGGAGCGAUAGAAGACUAACCAACAUACGAAGAAAAGGGUACAGAUCAAGGCACAAAACAGUGUACACUAUCGGCCCUUACGCCAAGCCCUACAUCCAAAACAUGGGACAUGAGUUUCACAAAGACAAGAUUAUGAGAGACAUAGAAAACUUUACUCGGGACUUUGCUUCACAGAUAAAGCAGAACGCACUGUGGUACUUCAUUGCAAGCACAACCACAAACAUAGCCACAAAGUAUCAAACUCUCCUGCAGCUGCAAGACAUGCUUGAGGAUGCAAGCGCGGGGGAGCACAAGAAAAUGCUGACGGAUCUUGAGGGAUACUAUCCUGGCGUGAUUAAGGACAUUCUAGCAUAUUCAGACAGCCACCAGCCGAUGCGGAUCAAAAAAAACAGCCUUCCAACUGAGUGGAAGGAAACGCUGGGCGACAUCUAUAUUCGGCAGACUCUGAAGAUAAACCACCACAUGGUAGAGUACCAGAGCAAGAUCUCCCAGAUGGAAAAGAAGUAUUCUGCGCUGGCAUAUGCCAUGCGAAUGAUUCUAACACUGCCCGAGGUGUACCAAGACUUUUCCACCAUCAGCGCAAAGCUAAUAAGAAAAACCAGGACUUCGAAAGACGUAUCCAGAAACAAAAAAAACUACCAAAUUCUGCUGGCUGUGCAAAAGCUGGUGCAGAUGCAUAUUGCAAAAACAGAAGAUGUUGCUGAUGUGUAUGAAGAGAUCUACAGUGUGCUUGAGAGUGCAUUCACUGAGGAAGCUCUGCUAAAGAUGAUGGUAGUUGAUCUGUACAGGGAAAUAUACAUAGUUCUUGGGAAUUUCUACGAGAACGUAGAAGUGCUGGACACGGAGAAUGAGUAUAUUCUGACGGGCAAGUGCACAAUAACAAACCACAAGUACAUGAAAUGCGAGGUAACAGCAGACGUAGCAUCAAGAGGCACGGACAAAAGAGUCUUGGCUUCGAACUAUUCCCUGGAAGAGAACAGAUGGGGCAUCUCGCCUAACAUAUGCACACACUAUCAUGUGUACUGUGUAGACAACACAACACAGCAGCUCAGAAAGAUUUGCAUGCCCAUGCACAUAGAUGAAAAUGAUGAAAAGCACUGUCUGCACACAAUUAACGACAUGGUGGAGCAUGUAAAGAAGCUGUAUGGGAUAGAAGAAAAAAGCGAUACUGUGUACCCGUUUAAAGUGCGCAAAGAAACUAGAGAGUGGACAUACAUCAAGAAAGGGGAGAGGAGCCUGACGGUGAAGGAGCUGGAAGAGUACGAAGUGGUGUUCUAUCGAAUUGAAGAAGACCUGAAAGGAGCAAAGUUUACAUUCGCAGAGUUCAGGUCUUUAUAUUCAGGUGCUGAGGAUAUUAUUCGCAUACCGCUGCUCCUUGCUCCUCUAAUGCGGUCUGCAAUCGAGCUGGGCCCUUUCGCUAUGAUGGGCAAGCAUAGCGUGGUAGACUCGAUAGAGUUUGAGAAGAAAGUGCCUGAUGUGUACGAAUACAAUAGAAAGUACCAGAACAACGAUUACUCGGAUGUGCACAAUUACUACAGCAAUCUGUACAUACCGCUCCACAAAAAGAAAAGCAUGGAGUGCUACGCGAUGGACUGCAAAGUGGCUACUGAAGGAAGCAGCGCUGCUACGGCUGUGUGGUAUGUGAGAAUGCCCAGCAGUGUGGAUGAGUACACGUGCUGCAUGCUGGAUGAAAGUUUCAAAGAAAAUAGACAUUUAAAAAGCUUCAAUGCUUUUAUUGCAACGAUAGAGUCAAGGGAGGGCAAUAAAGACAACGAACUGCAGGGAUUCUGGAUGCACAAUAACAAUGGAAAAGCAGACAGCGAGUCUAAAGAGUCGGCUCAAAGAGUGUACAUCUGGUUGGCAGAUGACUAUGAGCACAACAAGUUCGCAGAGCUAUACAGCAUAAGUGAGAUAGAGCUAAAACUAGGAAAUGAAAAGCACCGGCUCGGGGUAAAAGAAAGCGAGCAGCAGUUAUUGCUAGGGGUAAAUAGAGACAGCUCAUUGAAGGGCAUGAAGAAAAGAAACUCAGUAUCUUCUGCAAAAUACAAAACAAAGAUCAAAAUAGAAAGCCUGUGCCAGGCAAUGCGCAUAAAGCUGUCCAAAAAGCCGAGGCGGGAAGCAGAUUUUAUAGUGUUUCGAAAUGCAAAUGGAAGCAAUUCAAGCUUGGGAGCACACAACGAAAUUCUUGACUUUUUAAUUUCGUGCUACAACCACAAGCCCAUAAGAAACAACAACAUUUAA